AUGCACAAACUCAAAAAGAGAAACUCCAUUACAUUUUGUGCACAUUACCCUUUCAAAGCAGUGGUUGAACUAUUGUGUGAUGAAGGUGCUUUUGUUGAUGCUAGGGAAGAAGACAAGUGGACCCCAUUACACUUAGCAGUACAAUAUGGUCAAAGACAGGUGGUUCAAGCAUUGUUACCAAAAUUUGCUAAUUGGUAUCAAGAGUAUUUGAACAAGUAUAACGAGGAAUACUAC
Molecule: messenger RNA, 234 nt
Organism: Notodromas monacha
Lineage: Eukaryota; Metazoa; Arthropoda; Ostracoda; Podocopida; Cyprididae
Source: the annotation of a GenBank genome assembly